Loa loa (African eye worm) is the source of this 666-nucleotide messenger RNA. RefSeq lists its product as hypothetical. The transcript has 6 exons. The record is from RefSeq and is a predicted model, not a curated record. Bases 1 to 666 code for a protein of 221 amino acids. Lineage: Eukaryota; Metazoa; Nematoda; Chromadorea; Rhabditida; Onchocercidae.
AUGGAAUGUGUUAUUACACAACAAGUUCCUGGCAGAAAUGAAAGUCUUAGGAACAAACUAAAACAAAGUGAUCAAACAACAUUACCAAAGAAGGUAGUAUCCCUUAAUCCGAGUUUCUCCACGGACACUCCUCUAUCGCACGAGAAAAGCUUGCGUGGCUUUAUGAAGUUGCGAGGCACGCAGGCAAUGGCAUGUUCCGGUAGGAUGAAAACAGCUUUAAAGAGCAUGGUGCAUGGUGCCGGCUACAUCCAUCAGUCAGGCAAACGCAAAACCGAAAUGACCUUUCAGGAGUUGGAUUCAUGGUUAAAAACGCCAUUGUCUCCGAAGUUGAAAAUUUGCCGACAGUUCAUUCCGAUCGCAUUAUCUCCUUAUAGCUUUGUAGAGACAACAACCCAAAUGAACGAUGGGCGAUAUUGCAAAGAGGAGCUCAAAAAUAACAAUCUUCAAAAAGCUAUGAGGAACAGCUUCCAGGAAUUGUUGACAAAGAAGAGAACUGCGCGUCAAGCAGAUCUUGCCAAGCAGAUCUCGUUCAGCGAUCUUGCCAUUCCAAGGCUUAGCAAUUCAGCGUAUUACACAACAACCAGUGAAAAACCGAAACUGGAUAUAGCCCGUACAAUGGGCAAGACUCUUAAGGCCAUGAAACAUGCAAAAACUGGCAAGGAUUGA